AUGUCAGACCUCAAACAGGAUCCCUCACUGGAUGGAACCCCGUCAAUAUAUACGGGCACUUCCGAUCCGGAUCAGAUGAAAGAUCAGAAUGGAGACACCGACUAUCUCAAUUCCAAUGGUGCUGGUCCCGAGAAGGCUGUACAACCUGCUCCUCAAUGGGGUAGUGAUGCUCCAGAUGGUGGUCUUAUUGCAUGGGGUGUCAUCCUUGGACUUUGGUGUACUGCAUUUUGUAGUUUUGGUUGGCUAAGCAGUGUUGGUGUCUUUCAAGAGUAUUAUCAGAAUUCCUUGCUCAAAGGUUACUCUGCAAGUACCAUUUCAUGGAUUCCAUCCUUACAAUUUUUCUUAAUGAUGGGCAUGGGUCCUUUUGUCGGUGCCUUGUACGAUAACUAUGGCCCACGUUGGCUGCUCCUCGGUGGCAGUUUUCUGCAUGUCUUUGGUAUCAUGAUGACCAGUCUGAGCACCGAUUACUAUCAGAUCCUCCUUGCGCAAGGAGUUUGUUCUGCCCUUGGUGUAUCAGCAAUCUUCCAACCAUCCGUCAACUGUGCCGGUGGUUGGUUCAAUCGGAAACGGGGAGCUGCCUUGGGAAUUGCCUUUACCGGUUCCAGUAUCGGCGGUGUUGUGUUUCCCAUCAUGGUUUCCGGACUCAUCCCUCAAGUCGGAUUCGGCUGGACAAUGCGCAUCUGCGCUUUUCUCAUCCUGUUCCUACUCAUCAUUGCCAACCUCACAAUGCGUCCUUAUUAUCCUCCUCGACCUCACAAAGUCACCGGAGCAGAAUUGGUCAAACCCUUGACCGAGAUUCCAUUCGUCCUCCUGCUUACAGGGUUCUGCAUAUUCAGCUAUGGCUUCUACAUUCCCAUCAACUACCUUCCUCUUCAGGCACUCAGUGCUGGUAUGAGUACCGACCUGGCUCAAUACUUGCUACCCAUCCUCAAUGCUGGUUCAUUGUUCGGUCGUUUACUAUCUGGAUUUCUCGGCGAUAAACUUGGUCGAUACAACAUCUUCAUCUUCGUCUGCAACAUGACCGGUGUCUGGAUCCUGGCUCUUUGGCUCCCUCACAACACCAACGCAACCCUCAUCGCAUUCGCUGCCCUCUUUGGGUUCUUCUCUGGCGCUUAUGCUUCUCUCAUCACUCCCAUGGUCAUGCAAAUCUCUCCAAUACCAGAGAUUGGUUUUCGUACAGGCAUUGUCUUUUUUGUUGCUUCAAUCGCUGGUUUGACCACAAAUCCAAUCAACGGUGCAAUCCUUGAUCAUUCUGGUUGGAUGGGUCCCAAAAUCUUUGCUGGUGUUUUUUGUAUUGUUGGUACGACCUUUGUCCUCAUUGCAAGACUUAGAGAAACUGGCUUCAAACUACUUGUUCGAUUCUAG
Molecule: messenger RNA, 1365 nt
Organism: Cladophialophora psammophila CBS 110553
Lineage: Eukaryota; Fungi; Ascomycota; Eurotiomycetes; Chaetothyriales; Herpotrichiellaceae
Exons: 4
Coding region: 1-1365 (454 amino acids)
Biological process (GO): transmembrane transport
Cellular component (GO): fungal-type vacuole membrane
Molecular function (GO): transmembrane transporter activity
Source: RefSeq, a predicted model, not a curated record